This is a messenger RNA of Habropoda laboriosa, 1462 nucleotides long. Its product is annotated as transmembrane protein 145-like. The transcript has 5 exons. Gene Ontology annotation, biological process: response to pheromone; G protein-coupled receptor signaling pathway. The record is from RefSeq and is a predicted model, not a curated record. Lineage: Eukaryota; Metazoa; Arthropoda; Insecta; Hymenoptera; Apidae. The coding region runs from base 24 to 1397 and encodes 457 amino acids.
GACGUGUGUCAACUGCGUUUAACAUGUGGUUGCUCUUUUUUACUAUGUUUCCGUUUUUAUUAACAUACUCAGAGUCUAAAAUUCUUCAAGGACGUCUUGUAACACGUGAAAAUUGGGCAUUUUUAGCAAGAUUCUGUUUUUUAACCGAGGAAGGCACAUUUCGGUAUAAUUUUGAAUUAGGAGGUAAAGAAAAGAAUUUGAAAAUAUUAUUAUAUUAUGAUGCACCUGAUCAAUGGACAAGCAUCUAUCCUUCAAAUAAGACAUGUAUCGAAAAAGAAGCUAUACUCUGGGAUGGAAUUGGUCAGAUAAUACCAUUAUCUAACUUAACAUCCGAAGAAUCAGGAUGUGUCGUAAAAGAAGACGCGAGAAUGCGAUGUGCUAGUUUUCGAAGGUUUCGAUCAGGUCGUCCUAGAUGGUGGUUCAUCGCACUAGCAGAUUGUUCAUCAGAAAUUGGACUAAACGUCUCGUAUUGGGUGUCGUUAACAAACGCGCCACAUGGUUAUUUUUGGAAAGAACAUUUUUCAGUAGAUGAAUUCUAUAUAUUACCAGAAUUGAUAACAAUUGCUUGCAUUUAUGUUGUACUUGUGAUAUUAAGUAUUUAUGUGGCCAUGCAAUUACGGGCACGGAGACUAUUACAUGUAUCUUACAAAAUAUUUGUGGCUUCACUACUUUGUCAAUUAGUGGGGAUGCUAUUUGAGAUUUAUAGCUAUAUAAACCUUGGUCUAAGAGGAGUACCAUCUGAAGGUGCUUCUUUAUUGGGUCAAUUGUUAGAAGCAUGUUCAGAUAUUUUGUAUACUGUACUUAUGUUACUACUGGCACUUGGUUUUACAGUGACUAAAAGUAUCUUAACAGCUAAACAAAUUAAAUGGCUUGUAUGUUUUACUAGCCUGCUUUGUUUUUGUCAAUUUUCAUUGUACAUCUACAACUCCGAUGUGUUUGAUCCUGGGUUGGUGUUAUACAUUUAUGAAUCACCACCAGGUUAUGGAUUAAUAAUAAUAAAAUUGAUUGCAUGGAUUGUAUUUUCUCUUCGCUGCUUUAAGACUGUUAAAAAAAUGUCAACAAAGCUUCAUUUUUAUGGUUCAUUAUUUUCAUUGGGAUCAGCAUGGUUCUUAUGUCAUCCAUUAACGAUACUCUGCAUCACUUUAUUAGUAGAUGAAUGGGUACGAGAAAGUGUUGCUAAGGGAUGUUCAUUGUGGAUUAUUUUUAUGGGACAUAUAAUAUUUUUGUACAUCACACGACCAUCUAUGGCUAACAAACGUUUUCCAUUUCAUAUUAGGACAUGUCAAGUUAUGCCAAUUGGUGGUGAUGGACAGGACCACAGUUAUGAACCCCAUAUUAGAACAACCACUUCUGCAUUCACUAUUUCACAUCUAACACCAGCUACUUUGCAAUCAUAAUAGUUUCAUUACAAAAUUUAAAAUCAUAACUAAUGAUUAUCAAUCACAUGAACCAUCAAGCCAAC